UCCUCUGCCUCUGCCCAGGAGAAUCGAACCGAGAGAGGGAUCUGCAUUCCGCAGUGCGGCCUGCUAAUGGCGGGGGUGAGGAGGCAUCACUUCAUCAAGGUCAUGGUCGGCGAGUUCGCCCGCCGCCUCGAGAUACCUCAAGACUUCCUCAUUCACAUUCCAGAGGUGGCCUCAAGUACUUCUGACACGUCAUUGCCAUCAUCUGCUAAAGGCACGCUUCAGAAUUCAGAAGGGAAGAGUUGGCCUGUUGAGCUAGAGAGACUCGACCGCCGUGUAUUUCUUACCACUGGAUGGGCAAAGUUUGUGGAGGAUACUUCUUUGAGAGCAUAUGAGUUCCUUCUCUUCAGAUAUGAUGAGAACAUGCACUUCAUGGUUUUGCCGUUUGGUCUGAAUGCUUGUGAGAAAGUAAUUCAGUCUUCAGGAAGUCCAGAAGGAAAACUUCCAGGUGAUAUAUUCUGCUGUAGUAAGAGGGGCAGGGAUGGUGAUAAACUAACAGAGGCAACCUACAGUCUCACGCCUAGUCACUCACAGGUUGUUACUUUGCAAAGGAGUGCUCAAGGCCAUGAGCAUAUUUCGUCGCAGAGUUUCCCUGAUCAACAUGAAGUAUGUGGCUCAAAAGACGGGUUAGAUGAACACUUAUCAUUGAAGGGGGCAAUUGAGGAUGAUAAAACUAAUACGGUAGCUGAAGUAAUGAGAACAUUGGAUGUUGACAAAGUGACAGUUGAAUUAUUCUGUGCAAUGCUCAUUUUCUAUAAAUGGAAUGUGGAUGCGGUGGCAGAAGAUUUGUACAUAUGUAGGGGCAAACCACAAAUUCAGAAUGUGUUUCUGAAGAACAAACUUCUUUUUCAGUUUGAUAUUGUAAAGAGGAAACUACAAAACUUCUUUCUUCCGGAUGAUUAUUGUUCUUCUCCAAUACUUGAGAGCGAGAAGAGAAGCCUUGAGGAGCCUAAGUUGUCUAACCAACCACUGCAAUGUGACUCGACAGCAGUGAAGUGUAGGCUAAUUGAUGAGCAUGAUUUAUGUAAUUUUUCUCAGAACAAGAGAAGGAAGCGAGGUUCAUUUUGUAGUCAUGAGACUCCACGAAGAUCACCAAGACUGGCACGUCAGAACAAUUCUCGUGACAAUGCAAAGGACACUUCGAAAGAAAGAUCUGAAGAGCAACAACCAUCACCAGCCAGCACAAUAGAUCAGGCGGAGGGCAUAGCAGAGCAAGCAUGGCUGUGCCAUGAUAAAAUGGUCAAUGGUUCACUGUUUCAAGACUCUGAGAAAGUUAAUCCAGUACAUGGCGAUGUGGGUUUAUGUGAAGAGCCUCAACAUAGUCAAGGAGAAAAUGAAGGGAAUUUAGAUCAAGUCAACAACAAAGAAACUGGUGAAGAGCAAACAGAAAGAAAUGCUGUGGACACCUCUGAGUCAUUCACAAGGAGAGGUUGCAUCGAGUCAUUGCCAGCCAGCUGUGAGGUGCCAGAAUGUUCGAAAAUAAAUGAGUUAUGUUUUACAUGGAUGCCUGAUGAACAUGUCAACUCUCUUGAGAAAGUUUUACUUGAUAUCCAACGAGACAACUUCAUGAAGACCAUCUCACAUGUUCAAGGAAUCAUUCGAAAUCAUCCUAUAGACAUACUGACUGCUGAUGUAAUUACAGCUGUUGUGCAGAAAGAAAUUCUUAAAUGGGAUUAUUGUCUUAAGGAUAGGGAUGCUCAAAGGAUAGUGAAUGCAUUACUGGAACAUGCUAAAAAAAUCAAGGACAUGCACAAUUUUAACUCGGAGAUGCGGAAGGAAGAGUUUUCUACAAAGCUACAGAUUCAGUUGAAGUGGCAGCUCAAAGAACUAGAAACUGCAUACACUUCCCUGGAAUUAGAUUACAAGAAGGCUACAAUUGAUGAUAAUAUUGCUUUCUCGAUAUUGCAUGAACAGAAGAAGAAAUUGCAGAAUCUUAAGGGCGAGAUAACUGGCCAGCAGCAGUCUCUGGAGAUGAAGAAGGAUGAAAUGCAGAAAUUGGCUCAUCAAAUUGCUGAUUAUGAGAUUGUAUUUCAGAAGUCUUUAAUGGAAAGAUUAAGGAUUAAGGAAGUUAUGAAGAGUUAUGAGCAAACUCUUGCUGAAGUUAAUGUUCGGCUAACUUCAGCUGAAGUUGGAUCAAUUGAUGUAGAGGCAUUGGUGAAGGCAGAGAUGGAUAACAUGACCAAGGAAAUUGAAAUGUCUAAGGAAAGCGUCCUAAACAUCACUUUCAAGAAAUGACAGAAAUGAUGAUUUCAUAAUCAUUUUCAGUUGACAGUAGUUCUUCUACCAGCAAUGUUCUACUUUAUGGUAAUCCUCUUUUGUUAUCUUAAAAGUUUGAACCUAUAACAUGUAAAGCAACUAGCAGAAGCAAAAUAUAAUAUGGUC
Messenger RNA from Oryza brachyantha (malo sina), 2379 nucleotides. RefSeq names its product B3 domain-containing protein Os03g0120900-like. Gene Ontology annotation, molecular function: DNA binding. Bases 67 to 2232 code for a protein of 721 amino acids. NCBI's taxonomy places the organism in Eukaryota, Viridiplantae, Streptophyta, Magnoliopsida, Poales, Poaceae. The transcript is spliced from 5 exons. The record is from RefSeq and is a predicted model, not a curated record.